AUGGUAUUAAUAUAUUUAUUUAUAUUUUAUCUUAUUUGCCAUUCCUCAUCUGGAAGUCAUUUUCUUAGUAAUGGUAUUACUGCUAAUCCAGUGAUAACAUGUGCAAGUAAUGAAAUAAUAUUUUUUGUCAAUACAACAUACCCAUUUUAUGGUAAAAUUUUUGUUAAAGGAUACUCAACAGAUUCUAAUUGUUACAUAUCUGGUAAAUCAACUAAUUCAUUAAAAAUAAAUUUAAAUUUUGAAUCAUGUGGUUUAAGAAGAAGUAGGGAGAUUAAUGGAUUAUCAGUAACAACAACAAUAAUUGUAUCAUUUCAUCCAAUGUUUAUAACAAAAAUUGAUCGUGCCUUUAAAGUUAAUUGUUUUUAUACAGAACCUAUUAAAAGAGUUGCCCAAAAAUUGAAUGUUUCUGAUGUACCAAUAGAAUCAUUAAAAGUUAAUGCACCUCUACCAACAUGUAAAUAUGAAAUAUUAGAUGGAAGUAGUGAUGGUAAACCUAUACGUUUUGUUAAAAUUGGUGAUAUUGUUUACCAUAAAUGGUCUUGUACAUUUGAUGAAUUAAUUAAUGAACCUCCAAGAUACUGUAUAUUGGUACAUAGUUGUUUGGUUAAUGAUGGACAGGGUGGAGAUGAUAUAACUGUAAUUGAUAAAAGAGGUUGUGAAAUUGAUGGAUAUAUAUUAAAAAAAAUUAAUUAUGUUAAUGAUAUGGAAGCUGGUCAGACAUCAAAUGUUUUUAAAUUUGCUGAUAAAAAUAGUUUAGUAUUUAAUUGUCAAAUAUCAUUAACUGUUCGAGAUCAAAUGAAUGGAUGUUCUGGAACUCAACCUAUUUGUGUUACAUCAACUGCUAUACCAAAUAAAGGGAUACCUUCUAUAUAUAGUAUAUCUUCAACAAAUUAUGAAAUGUUACAAAAUUAUCCUACAGCAGAUGAUAAUAAUAAAAAUGAAUUACAAAUUAAUCAUGUUGGAAUUCCAUCAUUAUCAAAUUAUAAUAAUAAUAGUAAUAAUACAUAUAAAACUAAUUCAUUUAAUAAUAAUGUUAUUGAAGUACCACCUAGUGUUUAUGUUGGUGAGGAAGAAUCUGAUGAUAAUAAUGAAUAUAUUGUUCUUAAUGGAGUUAAAACUAUAUUUAAUAAUAUAACAACACGCCAACAAAAUGGUUUAAGACAUGUACGUAAAAUAAGAAAAAUUGCUGAUUUUGAUUUACCAGAACAAACAUUGAUUGUUCUUGGUAUUGAGGAUACUCUCUCACCCAUUCCUUAUACAUCAAGUAAGUUCUAA
Strongyloides ratti is the source of this 1275-nucleotide messenger RNA. RefSeq names its product Zona pellucida domain-containing protein. Bases 1 to 1275 code for a protein of 424 amino acids. NCBI's taxonomy places the organism in Eukaryota, Metazoa, Nematoda, Chromadorea, Rhabditida, Strongyloididae. The transcript is spliced from 3 exons. The record is from RefSeq and is a predicted model, not a curated record.